This is a messenger RNA of Cladophialophora bantiana CBS 173.52, 3174 nucleotides long. RefSeq lists its product as uncharacterized. The transcript is spliced from 3 exons. The coding region runs from base 1 to 3174 and encodes 1057 amino acids. Gene Ontology annotation, biological process: phosphate ion transport; cellular response to phosphate starvation. Lineage: Eukaryota; Fungi; Ascomycota; Eurotiomycetes; Chaetothyriales; Herpotrichiellaceae. Gene Ontology annotation, molecular function: inositol hexakisphosphate binding. Gene Ontology annotation, cellular component: cytoplasm; plasma membrane; Golgi apparatus. The record is from RefSeq and is a predicted model, not a curated record.
AUGAAGUUUGCAAAGGAAUUGGAGGAAGAUGCCGUUCCAGAAUGGAGAGCUAAGUACUUGAAUUACAAGCUGGGAAAGAAGAAAAUCAAGGCCAUCUCCAAAGCCCUCAGGAACCUGCAGAGGACUCCUGGCACCGAGCCUCGUUCUGUCACUUUCGACGGUUUCGCAGAACAGCGCACUCCCUUUACACACUAUGACUUCAAUCUUCAACGAGCCGAAACAGCAAGGUCGACCCAGUCACUACCCGACAUAGAGGAGGUCGCACCAGACGAAGAUGAAGAGCCGGAAGAUAGACCGCAGGUCACCCAGCGCCGAAGUCAUACCAUGUUUGCAGCGUCUCCGCCUAUAUACAUUCCGGGAGCUCAAAUGGAGACGACGCCGGAAAGCACGCCUCUCUAUCCUGGUCAGUCGGUGCGGCGAGUAAUGAAUUAUGGAUCCAUUGUCGGCACGCCUCCAGAUGAAACACCUGGGAUGAUGGCCGCCCUCGAACUCCCCGAUCCCGCGUUGACCCCUGCGCGGACGCGACCACCCACAGAGAUCGAACCAAAAUCCCAGGGCACGACUCCACGACUUCCUCCACCAGCCCAAGUUCCACCAGCGCCGGAUCCGUACCAUGUUGGUCAGACGCAUCAUCCACCUCUCGCCAGGCACAGCUUUGCAGGAAGCCUGGCAAAGGCCAUGUUCCAGCGCGGACGAGGAGGCAAAAGUCAGUCAGUCUCGGGCCCACUGCCGAGGAUGAACUCCAUCUCAGCUUCCCAAAGAUUCCGCAACUUAUUCGCUCCUCGUGAUCUGACCGAGGCCACUGUGAAUGACAUGCAGCUUUCAGCGUACCAAGAGCUUGAUGAGAAACAGGCCGAUUUUUUCACAUUCUUAGAUAAAGAAUUGAUGAAGAUUGAGGAGUUUUACAAGAUCAAGGAAGACGAAGCUACUGAACGUCUGCAAGAGCUCAGGGCGCAACUCCACGAAAUGAGAGACAGAAGGAUAGCAGAAAUAUUGAAGGCAAAACACGGAAACGACGGUACCGGACCACCACAUCUAAACGACAUAAGAAAGCAACCGGCAAAUGUUCUCAAGGAAGGCGUCAAGCCCAACGGAAGUGGCAGCCACCUCAUCCCAAAACCCAUAGGGGAGGUCAUGGGACGACGGCCUACAAUCGGGAAGACCAGUCAAGCCAUGGCACAGAUGAGUUCUCCUCCAGGACCGCAAGCACAAAAGAGAAUCAACGAAGCAAAGAAAGAUUACGUGCGCCGGGACCACGGAAGUGAAAUCAAGUAUACCGUUGCAAAGAAGAGGCUGAAGCUCGCGCUGCAGGAAUUCUACCGCGGAUUAGAAUUGCUCAAAUCUUAUGCUCUGCUGAACAAGACGGGCUUCCGCAAGAUCAAUAAGAAAUACGACAAAGCAGUCCAAGCCAGACCUCCGCUGCGAUAUAUGACAGAAAAGGUCAACAAUGCAUAUUUUGUUACGAGUGACGUCGUUGACAAUCACCUCAUUGCUGUCGAAGAUCUAUACUCUCGGUACUUUGAGCGCGGCAACCACAAGGUCGCUGUUAAGAAACUGCGAUCCAAGGUUGGCACAGGGGAUCACUCGGCGGUGGCGUUCCGCAAUGGUCUUUAUGUUGCCGCGGGUUGUUGUUUCGGCGUGGCUGGCCUUGUCGAUGCUGCCUUUCGACUGAAUGAUCCGAGGAUGUCUGUGCAGACCAGUUACCUACUGCAGUUGUACGCGGGAUACUUUCUGAUUGUUAUCUUAUUCUUGAUGUUUGUGCUGGAUUGCAGGAUGUGGAACAAGAAUCACAUCAACUACGUCUUCAUCUUCGAGUACGACACCAGACAUGUGCUGGACUGGCGACAAUUGGCAGAGUUGCCCUGCUUUUUCCUCUUCCUCAAUGGCCUAUUCAUCUACCUCAACUUUCGGCAAAACUCUUAUGAUUGGUUCUACAUCUAUUGGCCGUUGAUUCUCAUCAUCGUCACCAUACUCAUCAUCUUCUUGCCCUUUCCCAUCAUUUAUCACCACGCACGGAAAUGGUGGGCUGUUACGAACCUGAGGCUUGCCUGUGCACCAUUCUACCCGGUCGAGUUCCGAGACUUCUAUCUGGGCGAUAUGUACUGUUCCGAAACCUACGCCAUGGGCCAGAUCGAGCUCUUCUUCUGCCUCUACGUCAACAACUGGAACAACCCUCCGCAAUGCAACUCCAGCCACUCACGCUUGCUGGGGUUUUUUGCCGCGCUUCCUGCAGUGUGGCGAGCAUUGCAAUGUCUGCGUCGUUACUACGAUUCGCGGAAUUGGUUCCCUCAUCUCGCCAAUUGUGUCAAAUACUGUGGCAACAUCGCUUACUACGCGACACUGUCAAUUUACCGAAUCGACAUGAAUCACACGACUUGGUCCAUCUUUGUCACGUUCGCUCUCGUCAACGGAUUGUACUGCUCCUUCUGGGACGUGUUCAUGGAUUGGAGCUUGGGCGAUUUCUUCGUUCAAAAGUAUCCCUUCCUCCGAGAGCGGCUCGCCUAUAAGCAAGUCUGGAUAUAUUAUUCUGCGAUCGUAGCGGAUGUAUUGCUUCGACAGCAGUGGGUGUUUUAUGCGAUAUUCACGUCGGAUAUACAACAUUCCGCCUUCAUGUCCUUCUUCGUCAGUUUGGCGGAGGUCAUCCGAAGGGGCCUCUGGUCCCUAUUCCGCGUCGAAAACGAACAUUGCAAUAACGUUGGGCAAUUCCGUGCUUCGAGAGAUAUUCCUUUGCCGUACGACAUACCCGAGUCGCGCACGGUGUCUCCUGUUCAGGAGCGCCGGACGCCUAGCGCUCCACAGCCAACAGAGCCUGAACAGCGUAUUGCCACUGGCGUGGACUUGGAAAGCCUAGCCUCACUAGACGCAUCACUUCGUCAACGUCGCACACCUACCACGCCGCGGACCCCUGCCAUGCGGGCCCUUCAACGCGUGGGAACAAUCAUCGGAACUGCCCACGCGCAGGACUUCGAAAGACGCAGAAGACCACCUGAAGAUGAAAAUGGUGGCCCUGACGAUGGAAAUGGUGGUCACAGCAGCGACGAAGACGAGGAGGAGGCAGCGGCCAGUGGAGGGGAAGAGGAGAUGGCGGAGUUGGAGAGACAGAGGGCGCAGGAGAAUGCGGAAAUCGCAGAGGCGAAUCGGUUGGUGGGAGACCGACCAAGACGCGCACGGUAG